AACAGACGAAGAAGAAAGGUCAACAGGAAGAAGGAAGAGAUCUUCUGCAGUAAGACCUCCAGAAUGGCAGGGAGACGGGCUCUGAAGGCUGUGCUCAUCGAUCUCAGUGGAACUCUCCACAUAGAGGACACUGCAGUACCUGGAGCGCAGGACGCCCUCAACAGGCUACGACAGGCAUCUGUGGCUGUGAGGUUUGUUACCAACACCACCAAGGAAAAUAAGAGGAACUUACUGGAGCGACUGCAGAAACUCAACUUUGAACUCCAGGAAAAAGAAAUUUUCACGUCUCUAAGUGCAGCGAGGAGUUUGUUGGAGCAGAAACAACACAGGCCGCUGCUGCUGGUGGAGGACAGCGCGCUCGAGGACUUCACUGGAAUCGACACAUCAGAGCCAAACGCGGUCGUCAUCGGCCUCGCUCCUGAUCAUUUCAACUACCAAACCCUCAACAAGGCUUUCAGAAUGGUUCUGGAUGGAGCUCCUCUUAUUGCCAUUCAUAAGGCUCGUUACUACAAACGUAAAGAUGGUUUGGCCCUUGGCCCCGGGCCCUUUGUGACAGGACUAGAGUAUGCCACAGACUGUAAAGCUACAGUAGUGGGAAAGCCUGAAGAGUCAUUUUUCACACAGGCCUUGUCUGGUCUCGGAUGCAGUCCUAGUGAAGCCGUCAUGAUAGGAGACGAUGCAAGAGAUGAUGUAGGCGGGGCUCAGAACGCAGGAAUGUUGGGUAUUCUGGUCAGAACAGGUAAAUACAGAGACGGAGAUGAGAAGAAAAUUGAUCCGCCUCCUUACCUGACAUGCAACAGUUUUCCUGAUGCAGUCGAACACAUCCUGCAGAAUCUGCUAUAAACCACCAUCGGCUGCUGCCCUCUAAUCUCAUUUGCAGAAACUCUCCCACAUUGCAACAACUCUGUUGUUUCUCUGCUCUAAUUUUUUUCUGA
Messenger RNA from Cyprinodon variegatus (sheepshead minnow), 935 nucleotides. It is a transcript of the gene hdhd2, whose product is annotated as haloacid dehalogenase like hydrolase domain containing 2. Bases 64 to 843 code for a protein of 259 amino acids. Gene Ontology annotation, biological process: dephosphorylation. The record is from RefSeq and is a predicted model, not a curated record. Gene Ontology annotation, molecular function: phosphatase activity. NCBI's taxonomy places the organism in Eukaryota, Metazoa, Chordata, Actinopteri, Cyprinodontiformes, Cyprinodontidae. The transcript is spliced from 9 exons.